UACUGCUUUGUAUACAUAUAUGGUGUUUUCUUUAUCCAUUCAUCUAUCAGUGGACAGUUAGGUUGUUCCCAUAUCUUGGCUGUUGGAAACAGUGCUUGCUCUGAACUUGGGAAUGCACGUAUCUUUCUAAAUUAGCAUUCUUUUUUUUUUUUUUAAUAAAUACCCACAAAUGGAAUGGCUGGAUCUUAUAUGGUAGUUCUGUUUUUAAUUUGUUGAGAAACUUCCAUAGUUCUCCAUAGUGGCUGCACCAAUAUUCAGCUCUACUGACUGGGCACAACGAAGGUUCCUAUGUCCCCACAUCCUCGCCAAGACUUGGUAUUUUUGAUAAUAUAUCUCGUCUUUUUGAUAAUAGCCAUUCUGACAGAUGGGAGUGAUAUCCCCUUGUGGUUUUGAUUUAUGCUUCCCUGAUGGUUAGUGAUGUUGAGCAUCUCUUCAUGUGCCUGUUGGCCAUUUCUAUGUCUUUUUUGGAAGAAUAUCUAUAUAGGUACCCUGCGCACUUGUGAUUGGAGUGUUUUUUGUUUUUUUUUUUGCAGUUGAGUUGUAUGAGUUCUGUAUAUAUUUUGUGUAUUAACUCCUUAUGAAAUAGGUGAUUUGCAAAUAUUAGGGGAAUCUUUCUUUUUAUGGGGGGGUGGAUUUCACUAUUAAAUGAACCAGUAUUAGUUGUGGGGCUUUGAUACAAUUUCAUGUACAUGCAACUUUGAUCUGUUAAGUAAGGUUUAAGGCUUAGCUUUAGAUAAAUAUGAAGCGAAUUUUUUUUUUCAACUCGUUUGGUCUCUUGUGAUUUUGCAACUUGACGUUGAGCUGUUGAGCCUUGACUUUAAAACGUCCUGUGUGUUGAUCUGAGUUCCAGAUUACAUAAGCACUUUAAUUCUGAGCAAACUUGUUCUGAAUGGCCCUCUUUCUGUCCUUUUACUCAUAUCCUUGAACACGAAGUUUUACAGGCUUUGCAUGUGUAACUCCGUUGUUUCUGCUUUAGCCUCUGAGAGUUUUGGUGAGCUUAAUUUUUUUAAUCUAUCUUGAUAUCAAGACUUAUAAGGACCUACGUGAAUAUCAGUGGAGACAUUUUGAUUCUCGAGAAAUCCCCUUUUACCAGUAUGUGUGUUGGUGUGUGUCUGUGUCUUUGUCGGUGUGUGUUGCCAUGGGGGAAUAUUUGUUCCUGGAGCCUUGAUUGCUUCCCUCAGUAUUUUCUCUGGUAAAUAAAUGUGUGUGGUCAAGUUACAUACUUUCUCCAGAACUUUUAUCCUGGUGCUUAGAGCUUUUAUAGAGUAAAUAUUAUUAAUGGCCUGCCUUGGGAACCUAACCAUUUCUGUGGGAAAAAUUAAUUGCACAUAUCAAGCAGUUGAUGUACAAACAUACUUUUGGAGCCAGAGUCCUGGAAAACUGGGGGCUGCUUAAGUAGAUCAAGAAGACCGGACUCUCCAGCUGGGGCUGUGUCCCUGUGAUAAGGACUUGUCACUCAGUGAGUUCAUUAAUGUCGUUACCAUCAUUUUGAAGCGUAGCACCCACCAGCUAUGGCAUCUCUCAAAGGUCCCCGCUUCCUCUUUGUCCCACUUGAAAGGCCUGGUCCUAUAUUUACCGUAGAGUUGAAUGAUUUAGUCUUGUAAUAUCAGAGCUUGUUGGUGUGAUAGAUCCCUGAGCGGCAGGGAGAAAAGGCAGUUUGCGGCUCUAGGUUGAAGAAAUCACCCUCGUUGGGAUGUAUGAAAGCAGAUCUUCGGCUGGAGUCUUAGAACAUAGAAACCGCAAGAGACUUUAGUUCCAUUUUCUCACUUUGCGGACUAAGAAGUUGAGACCUAGAAAUAACCUAAAUGACCACUGUGUUAGUUGGGGUUCUCCUGAGAGCAUAGCCUGAAGCAGGGAGUUGAGUGCAGGUAGUUUAUUUGGAAAGGACCCCAGGAAGCAGAGUGAGGGAGCCGUGAGAAUGGCAGGGAGGGACGAAAAGCCAAUAUGAGAGUGUGUUAUGGGAAUUCCCACUGUGGCUCAGCAGGUUAAGAACCUGACAUAGUGUCCUGGAGGAUGCGGGUUCAAUGCUUGGCCUUGCUCAGUGGGUUAAAGACCCCAUGUUGCCACAAACUGUGGCCUAGGUCGUGGAUACGGCUGGGAUUGGUGUUGCCGUGGCUGUGGUAUAAGCUGGCAGCUGCAGGUCCAAUUUGACCCUUAGCCUGGGAACUUACAUAUGUCUCAGGUGCGGCUCUAAAAGAAAACAAAAAAAGAGUGUGUUAGGAAGACUGAAAUUGUAGGCAGUAGGGGCUCGAUUCUGCUCCCAGAUUCCUCCUUUGGAAAGCUAGGAUGCUAGAGCAUGGGUACACUGCCCCCAUAGUCCCCUGGUUGAUUGAGGUUAUAACCUUGGCCUUUAAUGCUCCCACACUUCUGGCUGCCCUUGCCUUUGGGCUGAGCUGGGGCCCAGCUUCAGAGAAGGCCCUGAAGAGCAAGGGAGACACCUGUAUUUCCUGCGGUGGGAGCUGCCCGCCCGAAUCUGCCCUACUUGGAACUCCCCACCAUGGCUGGGCAUGAGGGAGUCCGACAGGGGAUAACUAGAGGGUGUGUGGCGAACACCAUCACCAAAAGUGGCUUGAUGACCUCAAAUAAGCCCGUGGUAUCACUGAAUCAAAGACUCUCCACUGUAAGGACCAUCGCUGAUGUCUGAAGUACUAAGAAAGAAAAUGCACCAGCAAGGAAGAAAAACAGGCUGCCAAGUAAACGCUGAUGGCCAUUAAAUGUGAGACACACCUAAUAUUAGAGAUGCUAAAACGUGGGGAAAAGCAUGUCCUAGAAUUGAUGGAACUUAGUGUAUGAUGAAUAGUGUGAAGCCGUGUUGUAGGUCUCUGUGACCUAUUGUGGAAAGAUAGCCAGAAUGUUUUUUAACUAAAGACUACAGGACAUAUUAAUGCAACAGUAUGUAAAAUAGUCCAUUAAUGUGUAAAUAAACAGACCAAUAUAUUCUAGGCGGAUUCACAGUAAACUGCUAACGUUAAUUCUCCCUAGUGCAGUGAGGUGACUCAUGAUGUUUUCAUGAGGAGAAUGUAUGUGGGACCAUGAAACUGACAAAGCAGAAAUAAAGAAGUAACAGCCUAGAGAAACCACGACUUGUGGAGUCUUUUGGGAUUUCCUCUGGGUCAUCCAAAAUGCUUUUAAAACGUAUUGGAUAAAAACUGGGCCACCUGCCUGUGUGGGACAUCCAUACUCUUUGCUCGGCUGUCUUCUGAUGGCAUUUUGAUCACAUCAAGGCCAAGUCACCCGCUGCCCAUGAUGACUGAUGAGAAGAACCUUGGAGUGUCCCAAAAAUUGGUCUCACCUUCCAGGAGCACAAGUAGCUGCUCUUCCAAGCAGGGAAGUCGACAGGACAGCUGGGAAGUGGUGGAAGGAUUGAGGGGAGAAAUGACCUUCACCCAGGAGCCACCAGUUCAGAAAGGAUUUUUGCUGAAAAAGCGGAAAUGGCCCUUGAAAGGCUGGCACAAGAGAUUCUUCUAUCUGGACAAAGGAAUCUUGAAAUAUGCCAAGAGCCACACCGACAUAGAGCGAGAGAAGCUGCACGGCUGCAUUGAUGUGGGGCUCUCGGUGAUGUCUGUGAAGAAGUCGUCAAAGUGCAUAGAUCUGGACACCGAGGAGCACAUUUACCAUCUGAAGGUGAAGUCGGAAGAAGUCUUCGAUGAGUGGGUGUCCAGACUCCGCCACCACAGGCUGUACCGUCAGAAUGAAAUCGCCAUGUUUCCGCAUGAAGCCAGUCACCUCUUUCCAGCAUCUGCCGUCCCCGACGCCGCACCUGGGGUCUUGGACUCGGUCUCAAGUAGGAAGCGCAGCAUAUCGAAGCAGAAUUCGUUUCAAACCGGAAGCAAUGUAUCCUUUUCUUGCGGUGGGGAGACUCGCGUUCCCUCGUGGUUACAGUCUUCAGAGGACAUGGAAAAGUGCUCCAAAGACCUGGCACACUGUCAUGCCUACCUGGUGGAGAUGAGCCAGCUCCUGCAAAGCAUGGACGUCCUGCACCGGACGUAUUCUGCGCCAGCUAUCAAUGCCAUCCAGGGUGGAGCUUUUGAAAGUCCCAAAAAAGAAAAAAGGUCACACAGGAGGUGGCGGUCCAGAGCUAUUGGCAAAGAUGCUAAAGGAACGCUUCAGGUCCCUAAGCCUUUUCCUGGCCCGGUAAGACUACAUUCCUCCAACCCUAAUUUGUCAACACUAGAUUUUGGAGAAGAGAAGAAUUAUUCGGAUGGCUCUGAAACCUCAUCAGAGUUUUCUAAAAUGCAGGAAGAUCUGUGUCAUAUUGCCCAUAAAGUGUACUUCACUUUAAGGUCAGCUUUUAAUACCAUAUCAUCGGAGAGAGAGAGACUGAAGCAGCUGAUGGAGCAGGAUGUCUCCGCCUCCCCCUCUGCCCAGGUCCUUGGGCUGAAGCACGCUCUGUCAUCCGCCCUAGCACAAAACACAGACCUUAAAGAACGCUUAUGCAGAAUCCAUGCUGAGUCUCUGCUCCUCGAGCCCCCUGCUGCUGCCAAGUCGGGUGACGGUCUGGCAGAGGAAAACUCCAGAGAAGACAGUCGAGCUCUGGUCCAUCAGCUUUCCAACGAAAGCCGACUCUCCAUCACUGACUCCCUCUCAGAGUUUUUUGAUGCACAGGAAGUUCUGUUGUCUCCAAGCUCUUCGGAAAAUGAGAUUUCGGAAGAUGAUUCGUAUGUCAGUGACAUAAGUGACAACCUUUCCUUAGACAAUCUCAGUAAUGAUUUAGAUAAUGAGAGACAGACUUUGGGGCCUGUUCUCGAACGUGGGGGGGAGGCCAAGUCCCAAAGAAGGACCUGCUUGCCGGCGCCCUGCCCCAAUUCCAGUAACAUCAGCUUGUGGAACAUCCUGCGAAAUAACAUCGGCAAGGACCUGUCGAAGGUGGCCAUGCCGGUGGAGCUCAACGAGCCUCUCAACACGCUGCAGAGGCUCUGCGAGGAGCUGGAGUACAGCGAGCUCCUGGACCAGGCCGCCCAGAUGCCCAGCGCCCUGGAGAGGAUGGUCUACGUGGCCGCCUUCGCCGUGUCAGCCUACGCAUCCAGCUACUUCCGAGCCGGGAGCAAGCCCUUUAAUCCGGUUCUUGGAGAAACGUAUGAGUGUAUUCGCGAGGACAAGGGCUUCCAGUUCUUUUCAGAGCAGGUCAGCCAUCAUCCGCCUAUUUCUGCUUGUCACGCUGAGUCUAGAAAUUUCGUUUUCUGGCAAGACGUGAGAUGGAAAAACAAAUUCUGGGGCAAAUCCAUGGAAAUUGUUCCCAUUGGCACAACCCAUGUGACUCUGCCAGCUUUUGGAGAUCAUUUCGAGUGGAACAAAGUGACCUCCUGCAUCCAUAACAUCUUAAGCGGGCAGAGGUGGAUCGAGCACUACGGAGAGAUUGUCAUCAAGAACCUGAAUGACGACUCCUGCCACUGCAAAGUGAAUUUUAUAAAGGCAAAAUAUUGGAGCACUAAUGCCCACGAGAUCGAAGGUACAGUGUUUGACAAGAAUGGAAAAGCAGUGCAUCGGCUGUUUGGGAAAUGGCACGAGAGCAUCUACUGCGGUGGCUCCUCCUCAUCCGCUUGCAUCUGGAGAGCAAAUCCCAUGCCAAAAGGCUAUGAGCAAUACUAUGGCUUCACACAGUUUGCACUAGAAUUAAAUGAAAUGGACCCAUUGUCAAAAUCUUUACUACCACCUACGGACACUCGAUUCAGGCCAGACCAAAGGUUUCUAGAAGAAGGAAACUUAGAAGAAGCUGAAAUACAAAAGCAGAGGAUUGAACAGCUGCAGAGAGAGAGGCGGCGGGUCUUGGAAGAAAAUAAGGUGGAACACCAGCCGCGGUUUUUCAGGAAAUCCAGCGAUGACUCCUGGGUGAGCAACGGUACCUAUUUGGAACUCAGGAAAGAUCUUGGUUUUUCCAAACUGGACCAUCCUGUCUUGUGGUGAAAGAGGAAAGAAUGACACGUCUUUGUAUUUCUCCCGAGUUUGCUUUCUGAAGCCACAAACCUGCGUCUAUAUAUUUACACGAUGUUAUCUAGAAUGAUCACGCGUGCUUCUUAGCGUAGCAUUGCCACGUAUUUAAGCAUAUAUUUUCCUCAGUAGGUUUCUUUACAGUUUCGAAUGUUACCGCAGUUGUUUUAUGAUGUAGAACACCUUGAUAUUUCUUUUUAUAUAUAAACUAUUUAAUAAAAAUGAAAGAUUGAAUGUUAAUGUGUGGGUUAAAAGAAGAAGCUUUAACACUAAUUUUCCAAAGGUUAGGACAAUUCUAAUUAAGUUUACGCCUUAUAAAAUUAUGUUGGGGAAAAAAAUCGGUCUCUCCCAGGAGCGCUAAGAAUACCCAGGAUUACUCACCCGUGCGUUAAAACUACCCAGGUUUAAUUUGGUAGCUCAGAUAUCUCUUUGCCUCAGACAGCCUUUGAAUUGCUCACACAGAACAAUUCUGCUGGUGCUGGAGUCUGAAGGAUAUUUGCCAUUUGCAUUUUAGUGGUUGGGGACCAGUGUACGAUUGUUGGGAUGUACGUUGUUACGGAAGAUGGGUAAAGGCACCUGCUUAAAGAAGCAGCAUUUAAAUUCCUCCCUCCCUAUAGUUUCAUUGCCUUACGUGCAGAAUUGUACCCUGUUAGAGAAAUUGUUGGUAAUCUGAGAAAUUCCCCUUAACGAGAGGUUAUCAUGAAAUAGGCAGUAGGAAAUUUCUCCUUAGUAAGAGCUGAAUCCUUAACAAGAAGCUUUCUCUGCUUCCCACCUGACACCUCGCCUCCCCGCUGUUGACCGCAUCUCUGUCAAGUAUGGAAUGUUCUAGUUUGGUGUCAAAACAUACAGUCCAUUCCACACAGCAAAGUAGCUGAUUGUUUGAAAUAACAUGUUUUUCUGAACUACUGUUCUGGUAUUUUCUACCUCUUAAUAAACACCGUAUUUUAGAUCUUGUAUAAAAGGUUGGACCAUCUGCCUUAUGGACACGUGUAGAGAAUUGAUGUUCUUCCUUUGUGCGGUGUUCUGAUAAAAUGAAGUGUCUUAUUCCCUUUUCCUACACUUUCUUCUUACUCAUAUCACUCUUUCGUGAGUUUUGCCACAGUCUUGAAUAAUACAGAUGGGAACUACUGCAAGGAGAAACGUUGCCUUUUUAGUGUGUUCUUUCCAAUUACAGUAAGAGAAUUUGUGCAGUCGUUGAAGUAUGUUAUCAAAGCAGGUCCAACUUCUGCCCAGAUGACAUUACAACCAAAGUCUAAGUUUUAAGCCUUUUGCUCUAAAAUCUAUAAUUGUCCUAUGGAGUGUCAAGUAAAAUGAUGUGGUAAAAAAAAAAUGUCCCCAGAAAACAGUUGGAGAUAUCGAAAGAAUUUCAGAGCCUGCUGAAUGCUAGGAGUAAAAAGUAGGAUAAGUAACAGAAAAAAGAAGGCACAGCUUUUCAGUGUCACGCCAAAUAACCUGUUGGCGAGUAUGGCCACAAUGGAGAGUUAUUUAAAAUGGAUCCAUCGCCUUUUGGGAUCUGCAGGUGACUCAAAUUUUAAAGCAGUGCACACCUCCUGAAAUCCUGCCUUCAUCCAUUCCAUUUUAUCAAGACCUCAAGACAAGCACAACGUGAAUAUAAUUUCUGUCUCUAAGCAGUUAACUGACAAGCAAAUUCUCAGGUCUGCGCUGUGUGCUUGGCUUUUUAAAUUCUGCUCACAGACAGGAAGCAGCAGCCUCUAGAUGUGAAGGGUACUCCGGGGGAAAAUAAAUCUAGAUUGCACAGUGUGAAGGUAAAUGUAGAACCUGAGUAGUAUUGACUGUUAAAUAGGCCUGCUCCAGAGACGGGCUCCAAACAACAACGAAAACAAGACACGCAGCCUAAAUGGAUGUAGCUUUGCCAUGGAGUAUCUGGAAAGUCUUUAAUUGCCCCGAUGCUGUUAUUUUAAUUGAUCGUAUGUUUUGUACUCACAAGGACAAAUGGACCAAAUGUCACCUUUGUAGUCAUCUUAUUUGGGAUGGGAGUGGGGAUGGAUUUGAAUAUGGUACAUUGCUGUAUGCAAAUUGCCAAAUCUGUUAGUCCCAGCAUCUAUAAAGGGCUUUCCUGAAAUGUAAGCAGCUGGGUGAUGGAUCCCAUUGCCAUCCUAAAAUUCCCUUGAAGGGGAAACGGCUUCUUUUUUCCUUCAGUCUCUAUUCUCAAAAGCACCCCCUCGCCCAGCUGGGAUCUCAAGGACAUUUGAUAUUUUUAAGAUGAAGAAAGCAGAAACGUGGCAUUGUUUGGAAGAAUUGAGGUAGAGUUGAAUUCUCUGGAUUUUGAAUCUCCUGAUGCCAUAAAGCCCAUCACUGACCCAGUUGAGGUACAGGCUGUAACCUCCAUUUUAUUCCCAGCAUCCCAUCCCACUGUGGUGACCUGCACAGAUACCCUUGGAAAUGGGACCUGUGCCGUCCCCUAUAUUACACUUCAGAUGUUCCUGUUGCCGGUGCUGGUUCUCCAGGCUGCGGGAGACCCGUCAGGAAGGAGCCACCGUCACCAGAGUAGCCGGGCAGCAGAUGGCUCCCGGCCUGGGUCCCAAAGCCGAGGCUGGUAUAUCCUGGAGUCCAAUGUAACAACAAUGUCCCAGUGCAGCUUCUCCAGGCCAUUCACCUCCCAGAAGCCAGGCUGGUUCUGGUACUAAUUACACAGAUGAAGUUCACUUUAGGACAAGCCAUUAUCAAAUCCCCAUGGAAUGCCCAGAAAGCCCCCCACAGCCUCAUGUGCUUCCUAUGGGACUCUCUGGGAGAGAAAAAUAUACAAACCAACUUUUCAAAAAAAAGUUUAUUUCAUUUGGGCUGCUGCUUUUCUCCUCUUCUUUUCAUGACUCCCAGUAAGUCACUGGCUUGGGCUUUGAGCACUGUCCUUCAUCUGUAUUUUCUAGCUUUCUGAUGUGUGGUCUACUGUGGUCUACUGUUAACAGUGUCAGUCCUAAAAGAACAAUGAGAAAAGAUGGAGUUUUCAUUUGGCUGUCAAACCUUGCUGUAGGUCUAUCCCCCAUUCUAUAAGUUAUUUAUGCCUUCCAGCAGUCAUAGGAUUUCCUCAGACCUUUUAGUGUUGAGUAGGAGCAAUAACGAGUUGUUCUUAGGAUCUUGGGAAGAACAGUUCCGAUGUAUCGGCAUAAUUUAUUUGAAUGUCUUUGAUUUUGAUAUUAACAUGGGCAUAAAUCUAUUUUUGCUACCAGAUGAUAGCUAUUUUCAUGUGCUCAAUUUUCCCUGCAUUGUAUUAAUCUGUUACUUUAGCAUUUGUCUUUAUUUUUCCAUGGUGGAAAUACACAGCAUAUAAGCAUCUGCAAAUCGCAGCCAUCUGAAAUGCAGGCCAUGUUCAGAGACUUUGGUUUUGAGGAAUGCAAUGAUCAGAGUUUAUUUUAUUCAUGAUGAUUUUAUCUUCCUCUCGCCCUCAGAGGAUAUUUUUUUAAUGGAUAUUUGUAACUCUUUCACCUAACCAUUUAUAAGAUUAUUUUCUGUUCAAAUCCCAGCCUUCCACCCAACCCUCUAUGCCUCCCCCAAAAGCUUGUUUGUCCCCCUCAUGUAGCUAGUUGACUGUGAAUAAAUGACAUGGAAAAAGGCUA
This is a messenger RNA of Sus scrofa (pig), 9503 nucleotides long. The record is from RefSeq and is a predicted model, not a curated record. Lineage: Eukaryota; Metazoa; Chordata; Mammalia; Artiodactyla; Suidae.